AUGAAUAGAUACACAACAAUCAAGCAACUUGGGGAUGGAACCUAUGGUUCCGUCCUACUGGGACGAAGCAUCGAGUCUGGGGAACUGAUUGCCAUUAAAAAAAUGAAAAGAAAGUUUUAUUCCUGGGAGGAAUGCAUGAACCUUCGGGAGGUUAAGUCUUUAAAGAAGCUCAACCAUGCCAAUGUAGUAAAAUUAAAAGAAGUUAUCAGGGAAAAUGAUCAUCUUUAUUUUAUCUUCGAGUACAUGAAGGAAAAUCUUAAUCUUUACCAGCUCAUUAAAGAAAGAAAUAAGUUGUUCCCUGAAUCUGCUAUAAGGAAUAUCAUGUAUCAGAUAUUACAAGGACUUGCAUUUAUUCACAAACACGGCUUCUUCCAUCGGGACUUAAAGCCUGAGAACCUCCUCUGCGUGGGCCCAGAACUUGUGAAAAUUGCAGACUUUGGGUUGGCCCGAGAAAUCCGAUCGAGACCCCCAUACACAGACUAUGUAUCUACCAGAUGGUACAGGGCCCCAGAAGUGCUCCUGAGAUCUACCAACUACAGCUCCCCCAUUGACAUCUGGGCGGUGGGCUGCAUCAUGGCAGAAGUGUACACCCUCAAGCCACUCUUUCCGGGGGCCAGUGAAAUUGACACCAUCUUCAAAAUUUGCCAGCUGUUGGGGACACCCAAAAAGGUGAUGAUACGGAACAAAAGCCUAUGGGCUAAAACCAGCAGCUUACCCCACUACCUUUCCUGUACCCUGUGCCCCCCUGGCCCUGGGCAUCACCAGCUCAUCCUGCAGUCUUUCUCUUCACCUUGGUGA
This is a messenger RNA of Nyctereutes procyonoides (raccoon dog), 798 nucleotides long. Its product is annotated as serine/threonine-protein kinase ICK-like. The transcript has a single exon. The record is from RefSeq and is a predicted model, not a curated record. Bases 1 to 798 code for a protein of 265 amino acids. Gene Ontology annotation, cellular component: cilium; cytoplasm; nucleus. Gene Ontology annotation, biological process: intraciliary transport; intracellular signal transduction; cilium assembly. Gene Ontology annotation, molecular function: ATP binding; protein serine/threonine kinase activity. Lineage: Eukaryota; Metazoa; Chordata; Mammalia; Carnivora; Canidae.